Messenger RNA from Paramuricea clavata, 438 nucleotides. The record is from the annotation of a GenBank genome assembly. NCBI's taxonomy places the organism in Eukaryota, Metazoa, Cnidaria, Anthozoa, Malacalcyonacea, Plexauridae.
AUGCUGAGAUACAGGAGGGUAAUCACUAGUGACAAAGAAUUCCAAGAAAAGGCACAAAACCUCCGGGUCGCACUUAUUGGAAGAGGAUAUAAAGAUAAAGAUAUUCUCUCUCACAUCAACAAAGCCUCAUCAUACACCCAGUCACAAUUACUCAUAAACACCACACCCAAAAACAACACACAAACAUUACCAUUCGUCAUUCCAUACAAUCCAGAUCUCGCACCACUCUCACACAUUCUCACACAACACUGGCAUUAUAUUGAAAACGAUCCUGUUUUAUCAUACCAGCAAUGGAUGUAUCAAACAAACAAAGAUCAACAAUAUGGAUAUCUACACAAUAAACCGAGAUCCCCACCUCCAACUUAUCCAAGACUGGGAAAUCAACUCAAAUCACAUCUACAGCAUACAGUUGAAAUGAACAGGACAAGACAAUUUCCU